AUGCGCGCUGGACCUGCUGCCUCCGGCUGUUUUCUGCCCCAGAGCCGCAUCCGUGACCUCUGGCGAUGGCGCUGGGCUUCGGCCCCCUCUCUGGCUGGGAUCCCAGGAGACUGGGAGGGCUGGCUUGGGGUCUCAAAGGAGUGGGCCGCCUCCUUCCGCUCCUUCCCCAGGACCCUCUGGCUGGCUGCACACGGCUGCUUUGGGCCCCUGCGUUGGUUUUCCUCCGCAGGCCCACCCGGCUUAGAGCAGUUCGCGCAAGCCUUGAAAGGCCCCCGAUUGUUCUCCGCACGGCUGCCUGUGCCGUCGGCACAGCGAUCCUUCUCGAGGGACCCUUCCGAAGCUCGGCUGGGGCUCAGCACGGGUCCCCUCAGCCCCAGCGGAGCCUCCGCCCUCCACCUCCCACCGGCCUUUGGCCGCGCCGGAAACACUAUGUUAGGAAGAUCCUGACCCGGCGAAGCUGGUCCAGCCCCUGCUUUCCUCUCCCCGCGCCGCUGCUCCAUCCUCUGAGGGGAUAGAGUGGCCGCUUCACCCAGCGAGCGACGCAGGCAGAGGCGCGCGGAACCUGGAGGCUCUGAGACUGUGACAGGUCAGGGGACAGGACCGAGAACCAGUGGAAACCUGUGUCAGGAGAGAGAGUCAGAGCCGGACUGCUCCAUGUUGGGACUGAGGCUUCUUCUUUUAGGGAAACAUGGCGCAGGGAAAAGUGCCACAGGAAACACCAUUCUGGGCAAAGCUGUGUUCAAGUCCAGGCUCAGUGAGCAGAUGGUGACUAAAACAUGCCAGAGAGAGAGUGGGGCCACGCAGGGGAGGGAGGUUGUGGUCAUCGACACCCCUGACCUUUUCUCCUCAAUAGCUUGUGCCAAUGACAAGGAAGGCUACAUUGAGCACUGCCUGGAGCUCUCAGCUCCCAGCCUCGACGCCUUGCUUCUGGUAAUUCCCAUCGGCCAUUAUAAGGUGGAGGACAGAGAAACAAUCAAGGGCAUCCAGAAGGUGUUUGGAGCUAAAGCCAGGAAGCACAUCAUUAUAGUCUUUACUUGGAAGGAUGAUUUGACGGAUGGCUUGCUGGAAGAUUACAUUGAAAGUGACGAGUCUUUUAGGGACUUGGUUCAAAACUAUGGUGGCCGAUACUGCGCUUUCAACAACAAGGCAAGUGAGGAUGAGCGGGACGCCCAGGUGAAGGACCUCCUCUGCAAGGUCCAGUGUUUGGUGGAUGAGAACCAAGGACCAUACUGGGUGAACUUCAGAAAUGAAGACAGUAGAUUCCAGGAUUGUGUGAAUGAAGCUACAUGUCAGAGGGAGGACCAUCCACAUGCAGAGCCCCUGUGCAUUAUCCUCGUGGGGAGGAGCGGAACUGGGAAGAGUGCCAGUGGGAACACCAUCCUCGGGAGGCCAGAGUUCCACUCUCAGCUGGGAACACAGCGAGUCACCAAGACAUGCCAGAGAGGCUGCAGGGUGUGGGAUGGGCAGGAUGUUGUGGUUGUGGACACUCCCCUGCCCUGCCUGGUGUCUGGAGCUGAAGGGGGUCCAUCCCAGGUCGAUGAGGAGGUCAAACGCUGUUUGUCCUACUAUAAAGAAGGGAGUACGGUUCUGGUCCUGGUAUUACAGCUAGGACGGAUCACGCAAGAGGACAAAAAGGCCGUGGCGGAAUUAAAGACCAUCUUUGGAAAGCAAGUUAUGAAAUACACGAUUGUGCUGUUUACCCGGAAGGAAGACUUAGAGACUGGGAAGCUUGAAGAUUAUGUCAAAAACACAAAUAACAGAUAUCUUAGGGACAUAAUUGAAAAAUGUAAGGGGAGAUAUUGUGCUUUUAAUAACAAAGAAACUGGCGAAGCCAGGGAAGAGCAGGCAAGAGAGCUUUUGUCAGAGGUUAGUAACCUGAUAAAGUGCCAUGGAGAGCAUGAAUAUCACCAUCCAUGGGGGAAUAUAGGCAAAAUAAUGAAAAAUUUUCAGCCCCCAAAAUUACUGAAUAAUUUUAAAAGUACAUUACUGCAAAAUUACUAA
Lipotes vexillifer (Yangtze River dolphin) is the source of this 2001-nucleotide messenger RNA. It is a transcript of the gene GIMAP8, whose product is annotated as GTPase, IMAP family member 8. NCBI's taxonomy places the organism in Eukaryota, Metazoa, Chordata, Mammalia, Artiodactyla, Lipotidae. The record is from RefSeq and is a predicted model, not a curated record. Gene Ontology annotation, cellular component: endoplasmic reticulum. Gene Ontology annotation, molecular function: GTP binding.